AUGGCCCAAUUUCAUGAAAUGUUUACAUCUGUGUUUCACUCAGAGGUUCCAACCUUGAGCUACAACUUCAGUCCCUCCCCACAAUCGUCAGAAGAGCUCGAGCUCGCGCCCGAGGACCUCUCCGUCCAGUACCCAACAGUAUCACUACCAUCCACCGGAGAGUCGUCACCUGCGACUUCUCCAGCCUCUCAUCCAAGUCGCAGAAGGGCAUCUCCAUUCCAUAUACCACGACCACGCAACGCGUUCAUGAUCUUUCGUUCUGAGCAGUGCACUCAAACCAAAAUCACCCGCUCUGUCGAACACGAUCACCGACACAUUAGUCGCAUAAUAGGUCACCUUUGGAACAACCUCUCCGAAGCCGAGAAGGACGUGUAUCGCGCCAAGGCAGAGAGGGAGAAGUUUGAGCAUACGAUAAAGUACCCCAAUUACCGUUUUACGCCUGGCGUCAGGGGGAAGCGACCAAUCAAGCGGAAGGUGAAAAGGAACGGGACUGAGGAUUUGAUGAGAUGCAAAAAGGUGGCGGAUUUAUUGAUGAAAGGGAAGGAGGGGGAUGAUUUGAAAGUCGCAUUGAUGACCGAGGGUAAUCAUCCAAGCUCUCCUGUUGUCGAAGGCUCGAUUGUGAAGAGAGGCAGAGGGAAACGCGCACAAGCAUCUGCCAGUUCUGCGUCAUCUGCUUGUUCAAGCCCGUCCAUUAAAGGAUGGUCUCCUACAAACGGAACGGAAUCGGAGUAUGUCGAUAUGGGACCAGCCUUCAUAAGUCCUCUACUUCCGCCGAAAGAGCUUGCCAUGGAGGAACCACAGACGAAUACGUCGCAAUACCCCUCGUUCCAGCCUAGCGUUUCAACCCCUUUGUCCUCUCAACAGUUCAUGCCUUCCCAAGAAACCCCCGCUGUAUGGUCCCCUCCCGAACAGAUCGACUGCUCCUUCCUUCAGACUAUUAUGGAUCCCAACCUCUACUCUUUCCCAAGCGCCUCGUCGGACUACCAAACUUCCGGUUAUCCGAAUGAUUUCGUGCAGUCGCCUCCAAACUUCGAGGAUCAGAACAACGAUCAACGGUACUCCGGCUCAAGUUUGUCUUGGGGCGGAUACGAUGCAGCUGUAGCCCAAGGUCCAGUAUCGUUCGAGAACUCCUGGUAUGACGAUGGUCUAUGUGUUUUUGCGCCCCCUUGCGCGAGCGUCGACCCGAUGGCUUCCAUGUGGGCAGAUCCUAAUAACAUGCAAUUUCUUGCAUGA
Molecule: messenger RNA, 1233 nt
Organism: Marasmius oreades (fairy-ring Marasmius)
Lineage: Eukaryota; Fungi; Basidiomycota; Agaricomycetes; Agaricales; Marasmiaceae
Exons: 3
Coding region: 1-1233 (410 amino acids)
Biological process (GO): regulation of transcription by RNA polymerase II
Cellular component (GO): nucleus
Molecular function (GO): RNA polymerase II cis-regulatory region sequence-specific DNA binding; DNA-binding transcription factor activity, RNA polymerase II-specific
Source: RefSeq, a predicted model, not a curated record